Epithele typhae is the source of this 1434-nucleotide messenger RNA. RefSeq lists its product as uncharacterized. The transcript has 10 exons. Lineage: Eukaryota; Fungi; Basidiomycota; Agaricomycetes; Polyporales; Epitheliaceae. The coding region runs from base 1 to 1434 and encodes 477 amino acids. The record is from RefSeq and is a predicted model, not a curated record.
AUGUUCGAGGAUGCUUGGAUCGCAGGAGGAGACUUCGGCAACUUGUGCAGAGGAGCGCGCGAGCGCAUUGGCGACGCGCAGAACAAGGCCAUAGCUCCCCGCGGUACCGGAUCGGAGCUCAAGCGGCGCGUCUUCCGUGACGUCUACUCUUCGCGCAAAGACCAAGAACGCAUGGAGACCGGCUGGAUGCAGGCCCGGCCGGUUACUUCCUGCGGGAAUGAAAGCGUGCAAUCCCUCAUCUCAUCGUCUCACGGACUCCACCGCUCGCCCGCUCGCCCGCCCCCGACCGCCGUCCCAGCAACUCGCGACGCUGUCCGUCAUCUUGCCCUCAAGCCGCCGUGCUCUGUCUGCAAACACGCACGCCGUGCUCUGUCCACUCACCUCGCCUUCGACGCCGCAUCCUCGCGCUCUCGUUCAAGUUUGCCCACUCGUCUCCUGCCUGCGCUCUCCUCAACGAAGCCUAUCUCAUCCCUUCUCGCCGUCCCCCACCUGUUUCUGCGAAUUCAGUCCGCGCUCUUACCCUCCAACACCAUUUCCAACCGUUUCGAGCUCCCACACAAGCCUGCGGCGCUCGCCAGACUCGGUCUCCAACACGUACGACCCCGGUCGUCUUCUUCACGGGCUUCGCGUACUCAAACACAUGCACGUUUCUUCGGCGCACUUCUUGCCAUCAACGUUAACGGCACCACCGGACUCUUCUUCACGCCCGCCCAAUGCGGCCAGUGGCAGAUCGUCCAAGGCGUCCUCCUCCAGCUCAUCGUCACCACCGUCGAUUUCAUUCUUAUCACACGCAAUGCCCACACUGUGUCUCUCGGCGCGCUCUUCUUGGCCGAGCUCGUAUCGCUCUGCUACAUCCUCGCAGUAGUGACCCCACGGCUAACAUACAACGACGCAUGCUAUGUCACCUCCAGCCCGCCCAUCUUCCAGUACUUUUGGGUCAUCUCGCUCCCGUUCGAGACCGUCCUCUUCAUGCUCACCAUCGGAAAGUUCAUCGACACCAUCCGCCAAGGCUGGGGCAAAGGCCCCGUCAUGCAGCUGUUCGUCGCCGACGAUCUUCAUCGUUAUGCUCGUCAACAUGAUGCUCUACAAGAUCGCCCGCUCCACACUCACGGGCAUAUGCUACACGUGCGCUCCCUCCUCUCUGACGCGCGACCGCCGUCGAUCUCACCCCACAUCCACAGAUGUCGUCCUCUCCUUUGCUGGAUCGCGCCUCAUCCUCAACCCCUGCCGCGCGCCGACGAUCCAUUCCUCCCGGGCGACAUCACCCGCAGCCAGCUCGACAUCGAGCUCUCGCGCCUCUCGCGCUUCUCCGCGCUGCCUGCGCGUGCCCCGCGGCACCGCGCGCACGGCAUCGCCGUCACGAUCGAGCGCACGACGACGACGGACAACUUGGAGGCGCACAUCAACCUCGACUGCGUUCCAGACUCUCCGUGA